Protobothrops mucrosquamatus (brown spotted pit viper) is the source of this 1888-nucleotide messenger RNA. Its product is annotated as tubby protein homolog. NCBI's taxonomy places the organism in Eukaryota, Metazoa, Chordata, Lepidosauria, Squamata, Viperidae. Gene Ontology annotation, biological process: protein localization to cilium. The transcript is spliced from 13 exons. Gene Ontology annotation, cellular component: cilium. Bases 1 to 1776 code for a protein of 591 amino acids. The record is from RefSeq and is a predicted model, not a curated record.
AUGGUGCACAUAUGCUAUGAUCAGCUUUACGCUCAGACAGUCAACAAAACUACAAAACCUAGAACUGCUUGGAGAUCUAGAAGUGAAGGUAACAGGAAAACUCUUGAUCAGACUCAAAGACCUCUGGAACUGGCCACAAUGAUGAACAAAUAUGUACCCAGUGAGAUGAUCCAUACCCCAUCUUUUCAUAAUUGCUUUCCAAUGUCAGACACAAGAAAUUAUUUUGAAAUUUAUCAGAUAUUUAGCAAGAUGGAUUUGUUCUUUGAAAAGUCUGAUAAAGUUGCUGGGGGCUUAGUCUUCUUAUUGAAGAGUGUACACAAUCUGGAGAUCUUCAUGGACUCUGAACUCCUGUUUGAUGAGCAGAGAGCAUUGCUAGAACAGAAGCAGAAGAAGAAACGUCAGGAACCAAUGAUGGUUCAGUCCAAUGUAGACAGCCGCACAAGGACCCGUAGAAUGAAACAAUCUGAAGAACAAGCACCACUGGUUGAGUCUUACCUCAAUAGUAACAGCAGCACUAUCUAUCAUGCAGUACAAGAGACUGAGCAGGAAGAUGUGAAGGUGGCAGCAGAUCCACAGGGUCCAAAGUCAACUAAAAAACCCAAAGCAGCGACAGGAGGCUGUCAAACAAACAGUACCAGGAAGGAGAAAAAAGGGAAACAAAAAGGUAUUGAUGGUCCAGCUGCUUUUCAAGAUGAAGUACAGGUAGCAGGCAGCCAAGUUCAAAUUCUUACUGUUGGAGAAUCUUGCCAUGAUGAGGAUGAUGGAGAGAUGAUAGCUACCAGCCAACAACAAGGCAAACAAGACAUUAGAGUAACAAUGCAGAAGAAAGGCAUUUCAAGUAGCAUGAAUUUUGAUGAAGAGGAGGAUGAGGAAGAUGAAGAUAGCUCAAGUUCUUCACAAUUAAAUAGUAAUACCCGACCAGGUUCUGCAACAAGCAAGAAGUCAAAUAAGGAAACAGCGUCAGGGCCCAGCCCUUCAACCAAUAACCCUGUAAUAGAUGUGGAUGAUUUGGAGGAGUUUGCUGUGAGGCCUGCUCCUCAAGGAGCUACUGUCAAAUGCCGAAUUACAAGAGACAAGAAGGGAAUGGACCGUGGAAUGUACCCUACUUAUUACCUCCAUCUCGAAAGGGAGGAUGGUAAAAAGGUAUUUUUAUUAGCUGGAAGGAAACGGAAAAAGAGCAAAACCUCAAAUUACCUCAUCUCCAUUGACCCAACAGACCUGUCACGAGGAGGAGAGAGUUUCAUUGGAAAAUUAAGGUCAAAUCUCAUGGGGACUAAGUUUACAGUUUACGAUAAUGGAGUUAACCCAGUGAAAACGACAUCGAGUUUGGAGGCAAGUAACCUACGCCAGGAGUUAGCUGCUAUUUGCUAUGAAACAAACGUUUUGGGAUUUAAGGGUCCUCGUAAAAUGAGUGUUAUCAUACCCGGAAUGAAUAUGGAUCAUGAGAGAGUUUCCAUCAGACCACGGAAUGAACAUGAAACACUCCUCUCAAGAUGGCAAAAUAAAAACACAGAGAGUGUCAUUGAGCUGCACAACAAAACUCCAGUCUGGAACGAUGAUACACAGUCUUACGUUUUAAAUUUCCAUGGUCGUGUAACACAGGCCUCUGUGAAAAACUUCCAAAUUAUUCACGACAAUGAUCCCGACUACAUAGUGAUGCAGUUUGGCCGUGUGGCAGAAGAUAUUUUUACAAUGGAUUAUAAUUAUCCUAUGUGUGCAGUACAAGCCUUUGCUAUUGCACUGUCCAGUUUUGACAGCAAGCUGGCUUGUGAGUGAACAAGUUAUGCCUAAACUUCACUACAGCCAAAACCAUGUGCCACUGGAAGAAGAGAACAUACAUUCCACAUUUUCUGUAGUGUCAUCAGUGGUCACACAUCCUUAUGAGGCA